Diabrotica balteata is the source of this 420-nucleotide messenger RNA. The record is from the annotation of a GenBank genome assembly. NCBI's taxonomy places the organism in Eukaryota, Metazoa, Arthropoda, Insecta, Coleoptera, Chrysomelidae.
AUGGAAAAAGCCAUAAGGGGUAGAAUACUUGUUUGUAGCAACAGAUAUUCGGAGGCUAAUAAUAAAUACACAUCCCGUUAUGCUCCCACACGGCCCUCUAAGUACAUCCUGUACUUGGAUGUAAACAAUCUGUAUGGCUGGACCAUGAGUGAAGCUUUACCAAUAGGAGUAUUCAAGUGGAUUGAAGACGUAACCAAAUUUGGUGUUAAUAAUCUUCUCGAAGGCCAUAUAGACAUCAUGUCAAUGCCGGAUGAUGCAAAGGAGGGCUAUUUUUUCCAAGUUGACAUGGAAUAUCCACCUGAAUUACACGACAAACAUAAAGAUUUUCCAUUUGCUGCCGAACACCGCAUUCCACCUGGUUCAAAAUUACUAAGGUUAAUACCAACUUUAUAUCACAACAAAAUAUAUUAUUCAUUAUAG